AUGGUAUCUUUCAUUUAUGCUGCGCACCUGCGCACCAUUGUUCUUACCGAGACUCAAAAUAGACCAGUUUCUCACUCCUACGCUGCAAGUAGAUACCCAUCCGUAGUCAAUGAAUCCAUUGAAAGUUCAACCCUCCCUCAGCUUCCUAGAACAUCUGUUCAAGCGCGGAGAUCUCAUAAGGAUAUUUGGGAUGCUCAAAACAAAGCUAGCGAGAACUACCUUACCGCGUAUGCAAAGAAUGACUUUGGGGAUGUUAGCAAUCCAGUGCAUCACCUCAGCGAAUCUAUUCUAGAAGAUUUUGCUGCUUGGUCCGAGGCUUCUCACAACGCAUUCGACCAUGUCAAGGCUUUUCAAGAAAGUCAUUGGCACGAUUUGAAACCAUAG
This is a messenger RNA of Botrytis fragariae, 384 nucleotides long. RefSeq lists its product as uncharacterized. The record is from RefSeq and is a predicted model, not a curated record. The transcript has a single exon. Lineage: Eukaryota; Fungi; Ascomycota; Leotiomycetes; Helotiales; Sclerotiniaceae. Bases 1 to 384 code for a protein of 127 amino acids.